Messenger RNA from Callithrix jacchus (white-tufted-ear marmoset), 12408 nucleotides. It is a transcript of the gene C22H19orf85, whose product is annotated as chromosome 22 C19orf85 homolog. The record is from RefSeq and is a predicted model, not a curated record. NCBI's taxonomy places the organism in Eukaryota, Metazoa, Chordata, Mammalia, Primates, Cebidae.
CUCGGCGCGUCAUGACGCACGUGAGCCGAGUUCCCGCCCCCGGAUCCUCCCAUUGGCUGCUUGAGGCGUCGCAGCGCUCUCGCGCAGGCAGCGUGCGGCAUCCUGGGACUUGUAGUUCUCCCAGUUGUGGUCCCUGACUCCAACUGUCAGGUCCUGGGGCCGAGGCCCCGGUGAGCCCAAGACCGGGUACCGCCAACUCGAGACGCGGGGUCGCACGUUCCCUUUUAUUAGUCCCGAUUCCCGCUCAUCUACAGAAAAAUCCUUCCAUGCAGCAUGGUUGUACAAAAACCCCCUCCCAUGAAGCUGUCCCGCCCCCAGGAUGUAAUCGCUACUGCGGGAAACCGAGGAAUGGAGCGCUUCCCGCCCCUCGGCAGAGCCGCGUGCUCAGGCCUUUCGGACGUGUGCUUUGUGCACGCUCGUGCAGACCCUGCAGAAACCUGGUUCCGUUCAGGGCGCCUGGAAUCCAGAAACUCCUUAUGGGGCCUAGGGUUUUAGUGGGAGAUGGAGCUGCUCCAGAGUCCCUUUCCAUGCUCAACCCCCCGACCAACCCAGCAUUUCACCCACACUGGCUUUUCUGAGGGUCAUUCACUUCACGCACUUUCUCAACCAGAGCACUAGUGCCAUUUGGGAUGGAUUCAUUGCCGUGGGGACUGUCCUGCGCACUGUAGGGUGGUGAGCAGCAUCCCUGUCCCCCACCCACUAGAUACGGAUAGCAUCCCCAAGCCUCGCUCUACACAGCCCUUAAGAGAGGUCAGAAUAUCUCCAGGUGGCAGGGCACGGCGGCUCACGCUCACGCCUGUAAUCCCAACACUUUGGGAGGCCGAGGUGGGCGAUCACUUGAGGUCAAGAGUUCAAGACCAGCCUGGCCAACAUGGUGAAAGCCCGUCUCUACUAAAAAUAGAAAAAUUAGCUGGGUGUGGUGGCGCGUGCCUGUAAUCCCAGCUACUCGGGAGGCGGAGGCAGGAGAAUCACUCAAGUCCAGGAGGUGGAGUUUGCAGUGAGCCAAGAUCACGCCACUGCACUCCAGCCUGGGCAACAGAGCAAUACUCCGUGUCAAAAAAACAAACAGAGAAUAUCUGCAGACAUUACCAAAUGUUCACUAGUCGAGAGCCACUGCUCAGAGACAGUCCCCUUGGGCUGAAGGCCAUUCUGCACGCUGUUUCUCAGGCCAGAAGGCCCUUCUGCCCUUGACCCUUCCCUGCCCAGCAAGAUCCCACUGGAAAACAUCCUGUGCUAGGUAGAGUCCCUCUUACAUGCUUUGCGACAUCUAUGUCUCAUGACAGCUGGGACCUUCGUGUCUUUGCUGCCCUAUUCCAAACAAGCAUGGGCCCUGAUCGAGAAGCAGACGGGACUUGUUUGUUGAAUGAGUGGAUUUUUCCAGCCUCCCCUGCAGUUUCCCCAAGUCUACAAGCAGGCUGGAACUCAGGGCCAAUAUGUGCUGAUAUGGACCCACCCCUGUCUUACAGGGUCUUGGCAGUGAUGUCUCUGUGCAUUCAUGCAUGUAAAACCCUCGGCACCCAGCUCAGCUGAAACAUUCCUUUCAUGUCAGCAUUAACCACACAAAGCGGGUGCCAUGCCAGGUGGGGACACCAAUGUGCAAUGCGCUGCCCAGCUGGCUGCCAAGAGGGGCACAGAGCCCACUGCCAUCCCCCUUGCCUCAGGCCAGUUGGGUCUCUGUGAUAGUGAAAUGGGCCCUCAGCUCAGCCCCCUCAUUUACCUGCCCACCUAGAGGCAUUACAAAAGGGAUUGGACAGCCACCCUGGGCAACAUAGCAAGACCUCAUCUCUACAAAAAAUUAGCUUGGUGCAUGCCUGUAGUCCCAGCUACUCAGUCAGCUGAGGUGAGAGGAUCACUUGAGCCUGGGAGGUUGAGGCUGCAGUGAACUGACAUUGUACCACUGAACUCCAGUCUAGGCAAUAGAGCAAUACCCUCUCAAAAAAGAGAGAGGCAUGGCUAAGACUGGCUCUUCCUCUCCUUAGCAUUCCCCACUUUGCAGCUGGAAGGUGAACAAAGUAUUUGAAGUCAAUGGCCUUGGGCAACCUGCUGUCCCUAAAAAGGUGAUGUGGAUUCAACAGGUUUGUUUUUAGAACAGCCUAGCCCCGCCUUGGAGCCAGUAAUGGGAGGAGACCCAGGCCAGCCCUGUGUCCAGCACUUUCCAGGCCAAGGAGGAGUCUCAUGGACCCAGGUGAGGAGGUGGCGUUGUGCCCCCAGCCCUGGAUCGUCUGUGUAGCCCUUCAAGGGAUGUCACUGGGUCCCUCGUGUGGACAAGUAAACAGAAUCAAAGAGCCAGAGACAUGGAUAAGAUUACAGAGAAUCCUCCUCUGCAGCUGUUCCAGGCCCAGCAGCUCUGACCCACAGUCCCAGCCAGGGCUCCAGCCCAGGUGCUGCCCUGGGAGCUGGAUCAUAGCAAUGUGAAGUGGGGAAAGCCAAUGAAAAACUCACAGGCCCUGGCCCAGCACGGUGGCUCACGCCUGUAAUCCCAACACUUUGGGAGGCCGAGGAGGGGAGACCACCUGAGGUUGGGAGUUCUAGACCAACCUAAUCAAUGUGGAGAAACCCCAUCUCUACUAAAAAUACAAAAUUAGCCAGGCAUGGUGGCACAUGCCUGUAAUCCCAGCUACUCUCUGCUGAGGUAGAAGAAUUGCUUGAACCCGGGAGGCAGAGGGUUGCAGUGAGCUGAGAUGGCACCAUUGCACUCUUGCCUAGGCAACAAGAGCAAAACUCCAUCUCAAAAAAAAAAAAAUUAAAAAACAUCUCACCAUCCCAGUGAGCUCACAAAACUUCCCAGGGCAUGCAGUGGUAAUGAAGAAGACAGAGGCUGUGCCAUGCUGUGGAGAAAAGCCAAGCAGAGGAGGUAGCUCCGGGGCAGGAGGAGGACCUCCAGAGCCUCAAAUGCAGAACCAAGCAGAUGCCCCAGUGCACACCCCUGCAGGCCCAAGACGUUUCUGUUUCUGGCCAGCAACACCCCACGGCAGGUGUUUGGGGGGCACAGUUCCUCCCCAUCCCAACUAGAUCAGGCUCCUUGUCUAGCCUCAGACCCUCUGAGCCAGGCAGGUAAACCAUUCAGCCUCUAUAGGUACCCACCCCUUCCUGGGGACUGGGCUGUCACUCCUGCCUAGAGACCCUGCACGCGUUUGGGGGAUUCUUCUCCAUCCACCCGAUCCCAGGAGGAUCAGCCAAAGGCUUAAGAAACGGCCUGCCACUCCCCUUCCCUCUGUCUCCAGAGAGUGGGGUCAGGGACUGGAUUCCCAGGGCCAGAGACGAAAAAUAAAACAUCCUUUUUCAAAAAAGUUGAGGAGAGCCAAGAUGCAUGUUAAGCCAAAGACGGAGGGGACGGACAAAGGGAGUCACUGAUUGUUGGCCGUGUCCAGGGACAGGGGACCCAGGGGGCAGGCCCAUGCCUCCCACAGGCUUAGGAUUCUCCCUUUUGUUUUCAUUUUGUUUUGUUUUGAAACGGAGUCUCACUCUGUUGCCCAGGCUGGAGUGCAAUGGCAGGAUCUUGGCUCACGGCAACUUCCAUCUCCUGGGUUCAAGCAAUUCUCCCUCCUCAGCCUCCUGAGUAGCUGAGAUUACAGGCAUUUGCCACCACGCCUGCUAAUUUUUGAGUCUUUAGUAGAGAUAGGGUUUCACCAUGUUGGUCAGGCUGGUCUUGAACUCCUGACCUCAAGUGAUCCACCCACCUCGGCCUCCUAAGGUAUUCACAUUACAGGUGCGAGCCACUGCACCUGGCCAGGAUGCUUCCUUCUAAUGUCUCUUAUGAUCCCUGUGGCAGCCCCAGCCAGCCCCGUGCUAAUGGACCUCUCCAGCCAGAAGGCGUGCGAUCCCCAUCUCUCAGCAUGGUAAGGCCAGGCCCUCUGAAGUCUAUGGCCAAGCCACAGAGCCAGGAGGAAGGUGGGAUUGCAGCCCUGCCCCUAGGCUGCAGCUGCAGCAUCAAUCUUCCCCUGCCCUCGGGCCUCCUGGUCCUCCAGCCUUCAGACUCACACCAGAAUCUACUCCAUCAGCUCCUGGUUCUCGGGCUCUCUAGUCAGAGAGACCUGGCUUUUCUGGUUCUCCAGUCUGCAGAGAGCAAACAUGGGGCUUCUUGGCCUCCGUAAUCACGUGAACCAAUACCUUCUAAUCAGUCUCUCUAGAGAGAUAUAUCUAUAUUGUUGUAGCUAUUGAUAUCUAUUGCUAUCCACAUAGAUCAAACUAUGGAGAAAUGGAUCUAUAGGUUGAUUGGUGGAUGGAUAGAUAGAUAGACAUAGCCUAUGGAUUCAGUUUCUCUGGAGAACCCUGACUAAUACCCUGGGUGGAUCUGAUCUAGUCAGUAAAGCUCUUUAAAGCUGGGGCUAGAGAACAAAGAUGUGAAACACACAGAUUCUCCUGCUGGCCCUGAGCACAGGCUCCAUGCUUCUUCAGAGGCAAGGAAAUGAAUUCUGCUCUGUAAACUCGGGAGCAGACCCCAGCCUCACAUGAGAGCAUAGCCCUGGCACACUUGAGGAUUGCAGUGACCCCGACCACAGGACCCAGAUAAACCACGGUGCUGGACUCCUGGCCCACGGAACUGUGAGAUAAUGAGUGUGUGUUGUUUAAUCCCAAUGCAUUAGUGGCUAUUUCUUACAUAGCAUAGAUAACGAAUGCACUCAUUAUAUUAUAAGAGUCUGCUAGUGUAAGGUCUUUUAGGCUCACUGCACCAUGGACUAUGCCAUGGUAACCUGUGUGACCUGCACGUACACUCCGGAUGAGUUCCUGGAACUAGAAAGUCUGAGGUAAGUGGAAGACCACAAAAAGAAGAACCAUCAACCCCUUCGGCACCUAAUCAACUUUGAGACAUUCUUCCAUUGUUCUUUAUUCCUGCCUCAACUGAUAAGGCAACUGGACUUUGUAACGGACCUUGGUCAACCUCCUGAUUCUAGACCCUACAACCCCCUCCCAGCUUGCAAAAGCCACCCUGAGCUGUAACUUCUGUAACUUUCCACUGCCUACCCCAAACCUAUGAAACCAAUUCCUAUCCCACCGCCCUCCUCCGCUGACUCUCUUUUCAAACUCAGCCUGCCCUACCCGGGUGAAUGAACAGCCAUGUUGCUCACACAAAGCCUGUUGGGGGGGGGGUUUCUUCAUUCAGAGCUUGGACCCCCAUAACAAAGUUCCAAAGACUGAGUGGCCCCAACAGCAGAAACGUAUUUUCUCCUGGUUCUGGAUAUGGAUGUCCGCCGUCAAGGUGUCAGCAGGACGGCCAUCCCCUGAGGCCUCUCUCCUGCUUGCCGACGGUUGUCCUCCUUGUGUGGCCUCCAGGAUGCUCCCUCUGUGCAUGUCUCUGUCCUCAUCUCUUCUAUAAGGACACCAGUCAGAUCGAAUGGGGCCCCCCGCAGUGACUUUAACUUAAUUUCCUCUUUAAACACUUUCUCCUGAUACCCUCCACUCCAGAGCUUGGGGGUUACAACUUUGGCAUCUGAAUCUGGGGGGACACAUUCAGCCAUGGCCCACCUUCUCUCAGAAGAGUUGUGAACCAAAUGCCACAGGGUUAGCCCCUCUGCGUCUGGGUUGGGGAUACCAGGGUGAUACAUUGUGACUCUGCCAUCUGUAUAUUUUUAUAAAUUUUAAGGGGGCCAGGUGCAGUGGCUCAUGCCUGUAAUCUCAGCACUUUGGGAGGCCAAGGCAGGCAGAUCACUCGAGGUCAGCAGUUCAAGACCAGCCUGGCCAACAUAGUGAAACCCAGUUUAUUUAUUUUUUAAUUUUUUUAGAAAUAGAGACAGGGUUCACCAUGUUGGCCAGGAUGAUCUCGAUCUCUUGACCUCAUGAUCCACCCACCUCAGCCUCACAAAAUGUUAGGAUUAUAGGCGUGAGCCACUUCGUCCAGCUUUUUUUUUUUUUUACGAAACAGGUCUAAUUGUAGAAACCCAGUUUCUACUAAAAAUAUAAAAAUUAGCCGGGCAUGGUGGUGCAUGCCUGUAAUUCCAGCUACUUGGGAGGCUGAGGCAGGAGAAUCUCUUGAACCCAGGAGGCAGAAGUUACAGUGAGCCGAGACCACGCCACUGCACUCCAGCCUUGGUGACAGGGCAAGACUGUCUCAAAAACAUAAAAAAAAAAAAGGGGGGGGAAACAAGGUCCCACAAUGACUGGACAAGAGGGAGCAGAUGAGCAGCUGGGGACAGGGAGGGACAAACCCUGGGUUGUCCCUGGCUUCCUGGCCUGGCUGUGACACCCCAAUCCAGAUGGUAGGGGGGUUAAGGGGUGGGAUCCCCACAUUCCAGCUGUAGCAAGGCCUGCAAAGGAGGUUGGGGGCCGGAUCUUGAGGCCCGGGCACUGCACCUGCCCCAAACCUUCUGUGACUCUCCAUCAUGCUUACCUUCAGAGCCCAACCCCUGCCUGGCUCUCAAGGCCCUGCGGGUCCGGCCCCUCUCCGCGUGUCUGACUUCACCUCCUCCAGCACUCAGUGAUGCAAGAUGCUCAAUAAAUGUUUGUUGAAUGAUUAAAUCCACCCCCAACACACACAACAUUUCAAGGGCUGGGAUGGGGAGACUAGGCUGGCUUCCUUAGUACCUUCCAGCACCUGGAAGUGCAGCUCCUCAACAGACAUCCAUGAAGCCAGCUCUCAGCUGUGGUUGAUUCUUCUCAGUGACAGGAGACGGGAGAGGGCCCCACCUUCUGGGACCGCAUCCCUUGAGUCAGGCUGCCCAGCACAGGCUGUGGGGGCGCCCCCUGGUGGACAGUCCCGAGGCUGCAGCCUGCAGGCAGCCGCCCUGAGUGGGACAGAGCUGGCCAGCUGGUGCUGCUCUUGGCCCCUGGGCUGUGGAAUGCCGAUUUUGAAAUAAGAGCUACCAGAUGUGAGUGCACAUGAUACAGUGUGUAUUGAGGUAGCAGAGGUCAUAUCCCAGCCACGUAGCGCGGCCCCUAACCAGCCCUCAGGGUCAGUCCUUCCCUCCCAUCCUCCAGAAACCCAGGGGUCCACUCCCCUUGGCCUCUUACCAAUGGACCCUGAACCGUUCCCUGUGUGCCUGAGACCUGGAGUAGAACAGGACAGGAAACCUUCAGGCCACCCCCAACACCAUAGGCGUGAACCAGACUCACGGCCAUCUUGAAGCAGAAUAGCAGAGAAAGUCGGGGGAGGAGGGGACCCUUGGAUGUGGUUAGCGUAAGCAUAGCAGAAGCAAAGCGUGUCAGAGGCAGAAGCAGGGCGUGCGAAAUAAGGAAGGAAGCAGUGAGUUGGAGCAUGCGGGAUAAGGAGAGUCAGAGGACGUGCAGGAGCAGUAAAUGAGCGAUUUGCUCAAAAGAGAAGUCAGAUUAGGCCGGGGUGAGCAUCUAACUUACAGGAGAUAAAGUGAGCUUAAGCAAGUGUGAAAAACAUAGAAAAGGCCGUGAAGUGUACGGCCAGGUGCGCUGGCUCACGCCCGUAAUCCCAGCCUUUGGGAGGCCCAGAUGUGCAGAUCACCUGAGGCCAGGAGUUCCAGACCAGCCUGGCCAAUAUGGUGAACCCCGUCUCCACUAAAAGCACAAAAAUUAGCCGGGCGUGGUGGCGUGUGCCUGUAAUCCUAGCUACUAGGAGGUUGAGGCAGCAGAAUCUCUUGAAACAGGAGACGGAGGUUGCAGUGAGUGGAGACUGUGUCACUGCACUCCAGCCUGGGUGGCAGAGCGAGACUGUCUCUAAAAAUAGAUAGAUACAUACACACGUAUACAUAGACAAUAUAUAGAUAUAGAUAGAUAGAUAGAUAGAUAGAUAUAGAUAGAUAGAUAGAUAGAUAGAUAGAUAGAUAGAUAGAUAGAGGACCGUAGAGAGAAUUGUAGACAAACCAGGGAUGGACAGAAAGCCAGGAGGAGCAAGGGCGGGGAGAUGCAGAGACAGCAGUGGGGCCAGCGUGCGUCAGACAGUCGGCAGUCAGAGGGACCAAGGGGCCGAGUACGGAGCCCAUCCAGGAGGCUGGAGACCCUUGGAGACACUCAAGAGAAACAGGGGAGGCCCAUGAUGUCCCUGACAUAGAAACCUGCCACACCAGGGCCAGCAGCCCCCCAUGCAGCGGUCCAUCCAGCACAGUGGUCCAGUUGGGCGUGGGAGGGGUAGCAGUCAAUGUGCCGUGGCUGGUGAGGGUGCUGGGUGUCUGGCUGUCCUAUUGCAGCUGGUCUCACCGUGCUCUACUGACAGGUAACCGGACCUCUGGCAACCUCACGGCUGCACUCAGCCACAGCUCCCAAUAUGUCCCCACCUGCCUGCUGUCCCCCACCUUAGGCCCAGUAGGGGCUCAGCUGCUGACCUUGCCCAUAGUACUGCUGGCCUGGCAAGCAAACUCACAAUGUCAGGUUCAAAUCCCUGCUUUGGGCUGGGUGCAGUGGCUCAGCCUGUAAUCCCAGCAUUUGGGGAAGCUGAGGUGAGACAAUCACCUGAGGUCGAGAGUUCCAGACCAGCCUGACCAACAUGGAGAACCCCCAUCUCUAAUACAAAAUUAGCUGAACGUGGUGGCAGGUGCCUGUAAUCCCAGCUACUCGGGAGGCUGAGGCAGGAGAAUCGCUUGAACCUGGGAGGCGGAGGUUGCAGUGAGCCGAGACUGUGCCACUGCACUCCAGCCUGGGCAACAGAGCAAGACUCUGCCUCCAAAAAAAAAAAAAUGAAGAAGAGGCGAUUAAGACACAGGCUACGUUUAGGUUCCUGAGAUGGGGAAACAUCUGAGAUUAUCUGGAGGCCCCCAUGUAAUCUGUUUUGUUGGGGGCAGGGUCUUGCUGUGUCACCCAGGCUGGAGUGCAGUGAAGCCAUUACGGCUCACGGCAGCCCCCACCCCUGGGGCUCAAGGGAUCCUCCCAUCUCAGUCUCCUGAGUAGCUGGGACUCCAGUCAAGCGCUACCACACCUGGCUAUUUUUUCUACAUUGCACACCAGCCUAGGCAACAGAGCAAGACCCUAUCUCAACAAAAUAAACAGGCCAGGCACAGUGGCUCAUGCCUAUAAUCCCAGCACUUUGGGAAGCGGGUAGAUAACUAGAGGUCAGGAGUUUGAGACCAGCCUGGCCAAUAUGGCAAAACCCUGUCUCUACCAAAAUUACAAAACUUAGCGGGGCAGGGUGGUGCAUGCCUGUACUCCCAGCUACUCAGGAGGCCAAGACAGGAGAACUGCUUGAACGCGGAAGCAGAGGGUGCAGUGAGCCAAGAUCCUCCAGGACACUCCAGCCUGGGCGACAGAGCAAGACUCUGUCUCUAAAUAAAUAGACACAGUUGUACGCCUGCCUCCCAGGUCGGCAGGAGAAUCCAUGUGUGGUUCUAGGUACUAAGCCUUUGUUACACCAGCUUUGGGAAACAUCCUGGCUUCCCAGCGCAGACCCCCAAGGGUGGGGAUCCAAGCAGAGACUAAGGCUGCCCCCCACAUGCUCCCCCACCCAACCUGAGACCCAGAGUCUGAACUCCAGCCAACACCCUCCCAAAAACAAGGGGACCCAGCCUGUCCUCUGCCUCCCACAGACACCCCAGUCCCUCAAUAAAACGCCUUGGGGGAGACUGUGUCCUGUUCUCCCGUCCUGCCUCCCCCCUCCCCUCUCCCCCCUCCCUCUGCUGCCCAGGAUUCUAUGAGCCCCAUGAUUUCAGGGGCGACUUCCUGGGACCCAACUCCUCCUGCUGGCUAGAGACCACGGCUGGCACCAGCCUUUCUGGGAGCCUCGGUUUCCCCUCCUAAGGCACCGGGCUGAGCAGAGGGAGGGAGGGAGGCACAGGUGUGUCUAGAGGUGGGCGGGCAGGUGCAGCCCGGCUUCCCUCCCUUCCAGCUUCCGCCCCACGGCUCCAAUUAAGGGUCCUCCAUGCUCAAUCGCUGUAUUUGACUCACUGGCCGCCUCGUCUCCGGAGCGAGGCCUUUGUCCCCUUAAUUGGCCAUCUGCAGGCACGAUUCUCUGCCUCCCGCCGACGCACGCCGGUCCCAUAUCCCAGGUCCAACUAUGCGCUAAUUGGGCACUUAGAGGGUCCCCAGAAAGCCCCCUCCCCUCCCUGCCUUCCUAUAUCAGCCCCCACCUGCCGGUCCCUCAGACCUCAGAUUGGGCUCCAGGGAGGUCCGGACCGGGUUAGGGCGCCGCAGGGAGGCCUUGGCUCAUUUCCCAGCGCUGCCUCCUCCCCAGCCCCGGGUGCCCUGCCUCCAGAGUCCCCUGCCCUCCCUGCUCACAGAUUUGGGGGUGCUUUGGUCAGCAGUAUUGUGGGGAGUUACUCCAGACAACCCAGGCCAUGCACCCCGGGGCCCCCGAAGGCCCUGGGGUCUCCGAGCCCGGCCCCCGGGAGCUGUGUGCGUUCGUAAGUGGGGCGGCUGCCCACGUGCUUCGGGUCCUACAGCCCCGGCGCACCCGGCCCCCCAAGAGGCAGCCCAACCACAGAAGGUUUCUCCACAACCAGAUCUGCAGGCAGUUCAGCCAGAUCGAGGCCGCCACCCAGCGCUUGGCCCUAUCCAUCCUGUCCCAGGAGGGACCUCCCCAGAGACCCUCGCUCCGAAAGCCGCCCCCGCCGCCUCCGUCCCCCUUCCUGGGGGUGGCCUGUGCUGUGGCCCCCGCUGAGGUUCCCCACACCAGCCCCAGCCUGAGUCUGGCCGCCCUGGACACCUCUACCCUCGACCUCUUUGACAACAUUUCGCUCACCCCAGAGUGUGCCUCAGUGCCAUGGGACCCCUCCUCUAGCCCUGAUGCUCCCUUGCCAACCCUGGGUCUGGCCUAUCACGACCUGGGCCAGCCGGGCCAGAGGCAGCUCCCACAUUUCUGUGGCCUCCUGACCCCUCCCCAGCAUGCCCUGGGGGAAGAAGCAGAGCAGGUGGCUCCCAACUGGGGUUGGGUGGACUGGUGGGAGGUGCCUCAUGCCUGGGAUUCUCAGGGGAUCCCCGAGGGCUGGGGGACCAGCUCCCCAUGAGGUCAGUCACAACCCAGCCCAGAAUCCAGGACAGGCCAGAGGCCCCUCCAUGAUAGCUCUCCAGCUCUCUCCGGGCCCCCAACCUGUCUACUCCCUUCCUGGCAGCCCCUGGGAAAAUAAACCAAGCCCAGACCCCCACCUCAGACAACUGCCUCAGGGGGCUCCGCCUGGGCUCAGAGGCCCCACCUCCACCUCUUAUGGGGGCCCUGUUCUUGCUCCCCACCUUCUCCCUUCCUUCUUCCCAGCCCCAUCUUGGCAUCCAGCCCUCGCAUUCACCCGGCUCACCUCUGCCUAAUGUCUGCUCUCCGCUCAUUUAUUCCCAAAGAUGUAUCAAGCGCCUACUGUGGGCCAGGCCCAGAUCCAGGACUUGAGGAUUCAGCAGUGAACGAGGCAAGUGGGAACCCUGCCUCGGGGAGCUCCCUUUCCUGUACGCAUAUGUGUGUUUUGGAGGGGAACUGACAAUAAAAGAGUAUAUCCAUGCGUUUUUCAAAAAGCAACAUUCAUUUCCAAUUCAGACUGGAGUUAUUCAAGAAAAUAAAAACAAGGCUGGGUGCGGCGGCUCACACCUAUAAUCCCAGCACUUUGGGAGGCCAAGGCAGGCGGAUCACUAGAGCCCAGGAGCUCAAGACCAGCCUGGGCAACAGAGUGAGACCUCCGUCUUUACAAAAAAUUUAAAAAAAAUUAGUCAGGUGUCGUGGCGCAUAUUCGUGGUUUAUUCCAAGACAGAAGGGAAGUUCUCUCUUUCUCUCAACCACCAUUUCCAAGGGCAGAAUCUAAAUUAUUCUGAACACCACUGGAACGGGCAAGUGCUGCACAAAAGGGGAAACUGAGGUAGCACAGAGAACAAAGGAUGAGGGGGGCAUCUAAUUCCUCACUUAAUCGCUUCCUUAGCAGCCCCUUCCUGGAAAGUGCUUGGGUAUCUUCGUAAGCCUCCGUUUCUUGACAGAAGGGCCAGGGUUCGAACCGCAGACCUGCCUCUACUCUGUGUAGGGCCCCUCUCUCUCUCCCGGCCUCUGCCAUCUGCUCCGUGCAAUGAGACCGGCCGAGACGCCCUCUCUCCGGCCGGGAUCUGAGCCCUCGGAGACCACCGCGCGACUCCGCCCCGUCGGCCGCCACUCACGCCCUCUACGGCUCUCCAUUGGCCGGACGCGCUGCUUCCCCGCCCCCUCCGCGCUGUAGCGAGCUAAUCAUUUUCUUGGGACUGAUAGCGUUGCCGGCGCGGCCCCUCCCCCGGGGCGGGAGCAAAGCAGAGGCAUAUGCGGAUUGGUUGAGAGGCGGGGGGGGGCGGGGAGAGGCAGUGGCACAUGCGGAUUGGCCGGAGCGGGGGGUAGGAGGAGGAGGAGUAGGAGGAGGCGAGCAUGAUGAGUGUCGAUUGGACGGCUCGGCCCUAAGUGGGCGGAACGCGGACGCUGCAGGGGGUGGGCCACGUGUCCAGCCCUAACGAAACGGUGACCCGCCCCAGGAAACCCGGGAGAGGCCUCAGAGUGGCUGUCCGAGCGCAGAGAGGUGAGGGUGCCCCCAGCCUCACGUGCGGAGGGGCCGUUCCAGGCCCGAACCCGGCACCUUCCGG